AUUUAGCAAUUUAUACACUAAAAAGGAAUGAAAUGAAGGGACUAAACAUUAGUCCCUAUAAACCAAACACCCCUUAAGUUUUCUAUUUAAUUACCAUCAUCCACCACGACAUCACGCUAUACACACAGAUCACUCUGCUCCACGCGCGCAUGGGCGCGCACAAUACACUAGUGAUGAUAUGAACGAGAAAAAAGAAUGCGAGGGAGUAGAAUCCCUGGGCCGCAGCCUACUAGACAGCCCAAUUUGUUGGGGCGCGUUAUGGCGUGUGAGCUUUUUGGCUUCGUCGGUUCAGGUACUCUUCCUCUACACGAAAGGUCGCCGAUACGCGCCCCUUGCAUUGCAGACGCUGGUAUGCAAAUGCAAUGCGAGACUCGAGCUCGCUCUUGUUCGCCGCGCGCAUUGACGGCCAAUCGGCGUUGCUGCACUCGGCUCUCUUUUUUUCCCUUUAUACUUUUUCUGCCCGUUAAGCACGUACGUAGAUACACAUAGUUUGGUGUACAGCACUAGGCACGCACGAUUGCUCUUGCUCGCAACACAGCUGCCGCUCCAGCUCGCUCUUCUUCAGUCACCCAAUAUCCCCAGGCCUACUACCAACCAGCCCCCGCGUCCAAGAUCUCUCCCUCCCACGGCCCGCUCGGACUCCCCGGCGCAAUGGCGACCGACGCGAUCCUGGAGACGAUCAAGCCGCGGCGGAGCGAGGAGCAGCUCCCGGUGACCACGGCGGCCGCCGCCGGCACCAGGCUGCGGCGGCGCGUGUCCUCGUUCUCGGCGCACGUGAGGCCGCCGCCGGGGCUGUCGUCCUCGGCGGCAGCGGCGUUCCGGCGCGCGAGGUCGAUGCCGACCGCCAAGGCGCUGGCGGCGGCGGGCGCGCUGCGGCGGUGGUGGGAGUGGGUGACGGCGCCGUUCGCGCCCCGCGGCGACGACGACGACGAGGCAAGGCCGCUGGGCGGUUGCCGCUGCGCCUGCGCCGGCGGACCGGGCGGGUGGCGCCACGUCCUGGUCAGGCUCCGCGCCGGCGCGCGCCGACUGCUGGGCCGCGACGGCCGCCCGCUCAAGGCCGCCGCGCCGCCGGACUUCGGCUACGACUCCGUCAGCUACGCGCGCAACUUCGACGACGGCGAGGCGUGAUGCGGGUGGUGGCGGGACGGCCGUGGCGGUGGCGGCCGGGCGUGGAUCACAGGAUCAGCAGUGGUCCAGCUGUCGCAAUAAAGCAAUUGAAUUUUGUUUUUCGGUGGUGUAUAUGGCAAUAUGGCAUGGCUUUUACAUAUGUACUAGAAUAUGGUGGUCGUGUGUAUGGUGGUAUCGCUCGAUCUCGGAAGGAAAGACGAUCGAUCGAGCGUUGCCGCGAGCUGGAGGCCUGGACCAUGAAUGGUCCGGUCCGUGAACGAACAUGUAACUAGUGUUCUUCCGUCGUCGUUGUUUUCUUGCAUGCUCCUUGAAUGAACACGCCAUGGUCCAUGGAUCCGCUUCGAGAAUCAGAGCAGAGCAGAGCAGAGAAGGUUCAAAGCAACGGAAGCGCAGCCUUUCAGCUAGAUAAGAGCAGAGCGGAGAAGGUUCUUCCUCCUCACCCGCCCUCUCGUCAGAUUCAAGAGCAGGUUCAGAUUCAGAUCUGCUUCGGCUUCGGUGUCCCUUUCGCUGCAGCGGCGGGAGCGCGACAUGGCAGCUACAGGGCUACUACAACUACCACUGCUGGCUGCCCCCCCGUCUCGGUCCGGCCAGAUCGGUGCCGAGACAGCAACCAGACCCCUGCACGCCCGACUGCAAAUGCAAGAUGGCACGCGACCUCGCCGACGUGGCCACGCAUGUGGAGAGGACAUUAUUUUUUUAUAUAAAAAAAAGCUCUAUUGUUUUUAGGACAACUGUAAUUAUAUCUUGGCUGGUCUUGU
Molecule: messenger RNA, 1886 nt
Organism: Zea mays
Lineage: Eukaryota; Viridiplantae; Streptophyta; Magnoliopsida; Poales; Poaceae
Exons: 1
Coding region: 652-1128 (158 amino acids)
Source: RefSeq, marked validated